This is a messenger RNA of Cryphonectria parasitica EP155, 918 nucleotides long. Its product is annotated as NAD(P)-binding protein. Gene Ontology annotation, molecular function: oxidoreductase activity. The transcript is spliced from 3 exons. The coding region runs from base 49 to 918 and encodes 289 amino acids. NCBI's taxonomy places the organism in Eukaryota, Fungi, Ascomycota, Sordariomycetes, Diaporthales, Cryphonectriaceae. The record is from RefSeq and is a predicted model, not a curated record.
AUUUACGUAGCAAUUUUCGAAACCUAUCCCAGCAAGUUAACCCCCAAAAUGGCCGAACUCUAUAUCAACGAUGGUGAUCUGAGCGCCCUGAAGGGCAAGGUUGUCAUUGUGACAGGAGGCUCGUCCGGAAUUGGUCUCGCGACCGUGCAACUGCUGCUGUCUCUAGGUGCAUCUGUCGUCAAUGGCGAUGUGGCCCCACCGACUGAGUCGCCCUCUGGAAGCUUCACCUUCGUCCAAACCGAUGUCGCCAACUGGGCCCAGCUUAAUGCCCUGUUCAAGAAGACCAAGGAGACAUAUGGCAAGAUCGACCACGUCUUUGCCAACGCCGGACUGGGUCCCCGGGCUGACUACCUGGCCACUGCGGUGGACGAGAAUGGCGACCUCAAGGAGCCCUCGUACGACCUCUUGGACGUGAGCUUGAAGGGUGUCAUUAACACCGGCACCCUGGCCAUCUACUACUUGCGCCAGCAGCCCGAGGGUGGCAGCAUUGUUGUCAAUGCUUCCACCAUGGGGAUCCAGCGGUGCCGUGCCGUAGACUAUGCAACGGCCAAGCAUGCUGUGCUUGGGUUCGCCCGCGGCCUGCACCCGCUGCUGGGCGCGGCCAACCUGCCCAUCCGCAUCAACACCAUCUGCCCGACAUGGACCGAGAGCAGCGUCCUUCCGGGCCUGAAGGAGAUCAUGGCCAAGAUCAACGUCGAGAUCCAGCCUGCCUCUGCCGUCGGUCGUGCUGCGGCCCUGCUGAUGGCCGAUACCGCGCGCAAUGGCCAGGCCAUCCAGGUGCAGACGGGCAAGUACAAGGAGAUUGACGAGAGCACCCUGCUGCCCGCCGCUGAGGCCAUCAGGGGGCCCGACUACCCUGCCGAGGAUGACGUCCUGCGGCGUGCCCUGGAAGUUCUGGCGGCUGGUGCACAGGCUUAA